AUGUACUCUACACUUCCUAUUCUUCAUCAACCCAACGUUAUCCAUAUUGGAUAUCAUAUUCACGAUAAAGUGGCCGCUGAUCUCUAUCAGACAGUGACUGCAUCAACUUUUGUACUUAUAACCGAUACUCGCCUUUUGCCAUUGAUCAAUCCUCUUCUGAACAGUCUUCAAUCAAAAUGCCCAGGGCGCUUUUUGGUUAGAGUAAUCCCUCCUGGUGAAGGGAGUAAGAGCAGGGCAACCAAGGCCAAUAUUGAGGACUUUUUGCUGAAAAACUCAUGCACAAGAGACACAUGCUUAGUUGCUGUGGGAGGUGGUGUCGUAGGAGAUCUUGUGGGAUAUGUUGCAGCUACUUUCAUGCGCGGUAUUCCCUUUGUACAAGUUCCUACAACGCUUUUGGCCAUGGUGGAUUCCAGUCUUGGAGGAAAGACAGCUAUUGACACGCCUGCAGGGAAAAAUCUUGUUGGCGCAUUUUGGCAGCCCAAGCGUGUCUAUAUGGAUCUUGGAAUGCUGAUGACGCUUCCGUCGCGUGAGUUCAGAAACGGUAUGGCAGAAGUUAUAAAGACGGCUGCUAUUUCGAGUGAGGCUGAUUUCAAAGUACUCGAAGAUGGUGCGACCGAUAUGGAAGCCUCUCUUCACACCACUCAAAAGUUGCUGGAGGUUAUUCUGGCAUCGGCUCGGUUCAAAGCAGACGUGGUUACCGAAGACGAACGGGAGGGAGGAUUGCGGGGUCUUUUAAACUUUGGUCAUACAAUCGGACAUGCGUUUGAAAAGAUUCUCUCCCCAGACUGGCUACAUGGCGAAUGUGUCUCAGUGGGUUUGGUCGCAGAAGCCGAAGUGAGUCAUCUUCUCGGCCAUUGCGAUUAUGCAGUUGUAGAACGUCUUAAGCGUGUCUUGGUAGCCUACGGUCUUCCUAUUGAUUUCGAUGCAGCCACAAAAGCACGACUUGGUCUAGAUGAUGUUAUGCAAGUUAUGCGAGUUGACAAGAAAAACCAGGGUUCUCAGAAGAAACUAGUGAUUCUUUCUUCUAUUGGCACCACUCUUGAACCCAAGGCCAGUGCUGUUGCAGAUGAUGCAAUCGAGAACAUUGUC
Messenger RNA from Phycomyces blakesleeanus NRRL 1555(-), 1089 nucleotides. RefSeq lists its product as hypothetical. Gene Ontology annotation, molecular function: 3-dehydroquinate synthase activity. Gene Ontology annotation, cellular component: cytoplasm. The annotation marks the transcript as partial. Gene Ontology annotation, biological process: aromatic amino acid biosynthetic process. The record is from RefSeq and is a predicted model, not a curated record. The transcript is spliced from 3 exons. Lineage: Eukaryota; Fungi; Mucoromycota; Mucoromycetes; Mucorales; Phycomycetaceae.